UAGUCUACCUUCCGCUGCAUGGUAAUAGGUUUAUUUCUAUCGUUUGUCUUCAUAACUUCCAUGUUUUGAAGACUUUCAUAAAAAUCGCCUAUUCACCCCUCCUCUAGUCGAUAUAACGCACUUUCAGCACUGUCAACAGGGGCAAUUCCUGUAACUAUACCUACAAAUGAAGACAGUACAGGAGCUGUGGAUCCAGCGCCUCAUGUAUCGCCUGCCAACACACUAACAACAGCUCCAGGUAUCAAUAACCAUGGAGAUCGUGGCCCACAUCCGACAGAUCAAGAUGUAAUCCCAGCCCCAGAGUAUGGAAGUGGCACACAAGUGAGUGGUGGUACGAGGCGACGCCUAACUCGCGAAGAGUUGGGCAAGCUGCCAAUGGAUGAAGUAUGUUGUGAACCACCAGCAGCUAAGAUAACCGGAAAUGAGGAUUAGAUAGAAAGAGACGGCAUGCUGGCAUGGGAGAUGCACCGCGCUGAAUUGGAGGCUAAAUAUCCUUUAUCACGCGGAGGGGGUGGCGUUGGGAUUACCAAUCAAUCAGGCAGAGACAAAAACAGAGGUAUCAACAAUAUUAUUGGAGGCUUGUCCAUGCCUACGCUAACAACAAGCCCUGAUGCAGUUGUAACAGCAGAAGCGGUUGACCUAAUCCAACAGCCUGUUCCAUCGGUAAAAGCUGAGCACACCGGAGAUAGGGUCCUAUUUGAACCACCAAUGGCAGGAACUGCUCCAGUUGGAAUUCUGACAGGACAUGUGCACAAUGACGUGUCGACAGGGCACGAUCCUACUCCACGAGUGGCUGACACUGACGAUGCUUACGCGUUACGCCUACAAGCUGAAGAAUAUGUUGUUGAUAUUACAUCUACAGUAGCUAACGCGGGGGGAUUGGAACAAAAUGCCAAUGUUCUUUCAGAACAAAUAGAAUCUCCAAUUCACAACAAUGAAUAUGAAGGAGAAGAGCCAUUCAUUGAUGACUCAACAAGUGGAGACGCGUUUGGUUCAUACUCUGAUAGUCCUUCACGCGGUGACGAUUUCGAUUGGGAUGCAUACGUGGAGGAUUUGGAGUCGAACCUGCAGCAUGAGCAAACCCAACAAGAGACAGCUGACCACAGAUUGGCUGAAAAUCUCCAGGCGUUGUAUGAGGGGAACGGAAUAGUGGCAGUGGGGUCAAGUCCAAGCGAUGGACAAAGCAUCAUAGAACAUGAAGGCGCCGGUGACGGGACCAAAACAAAUGAAGAAGAAAGGCACAAUAAUAUGAACAACAGCUCUAUACCUAUGAGUAGCACUCCUGUGCCAGGAGGCGCAACACAUGAUGUUGUUCCAACCAUCAGCCCAGAGUAUGUCCUGGAGCGCAGUGCUGAAGAGAACAGAGCUAGCUAUUUGCCCAGAAGGAUGGUCACUUUCGAUGAACACUUGGAGCACACCCACCAACAACGCAGGGGGACAGGUGAUGAGGCGAUUGCUAAUGACGGAGGUGUGCUGCUGUUGGGACGGCACACUACACACCAUGCAGCAUUAGCACGGAAUGUGAUCCCCUCAGUCCGUGAACGAGGAGAGAGCUCAGCUGGUCCAAUGCAUCAUCAACCAAGAAGAUGGGACGAUGGGGUGCAAGCAAUGAAUGCUGAACUUAACAGAGGCCAAGAUCCCCCAAACGUUAGAAUUCAGUGGGGUGAAAGAUUCCCAAGGCACGUCGGCUUGUCACAUGACGAGCCACCCCCACAAUCUGUCCUGCGCUUCUAUGAUGAAAUGUUGACAGGGAGCGACAUGAAUCUUUCAAGGAAGUGGUUCCGUCACUUUGUGUUCCGUGUUGCGGUGAUGUCUGGGCACGACAUACAACAAGAAUUCAGGCAUGGGGGCAAGAUAAGCCGUGUGGGAUGGAGGUGCAUCUACAAGAUGCUCUUAGAGAAGGAGCGCAGGAUGUACAAGGACUGGCUGGACCGAUGGAGGGUUUUCUUCGACCCAGUGUUUGCGGAUGAGCUCCUGAACCAUGAGUUCGACAUUGAUCUGGACCUGAUAAGGGAGAUGCUAAGCCAAAAUCAUGUAGGGUGCAGAGCUGACUGGGCAAAAAUGGUAAGCUGUCCUAUCUUUAUCACUUCUUACUUCGCAUAUUCCUUAUCAUGUCAUGUUCCACUCCUGUGCAAAAAUGAUUCUACUGAAAGAAAUUCCACUCCUAUGCAGUUUAUGUUCCCUGUGUGGCUUGCACGUACCUGGUCUCUCUAUGUGCUUGACAUAGAUCAUAAGAAAAUCUUGGUGAUGGACCCUAUGGAGACCAUGAGCGGUAACAUGAAGCUGAAGCAUGAGGAGAGUGCGAAAUUGUUUCUUAAAGGGUUCUGCUGGGAAAACAGUGGGAUAUACAUAGUGCACUACCUCAGGGAUUACAACGGCCUUUACAUCCGUACACUGACUAAUGGAGAGCUGGAGUACUUGAGGAAGAAGCUGGCCUACGAGAUAGUUGCGAUGAGAGGCAACAAGGGUGACUUCCCCGACUUCAUGUACCUGGAGAUCCUUGAGUGAAUGCUGACAGGGAAUCGUGCAACUGCGUCAACAAUCCUUUUGGUGAAGAAGUAGACCAUGAACGACCUUUUGGGAGGCAAAAAGGACUACAUCCAAGAGCCAGGCAAAUAGGCGUGCAUUUCAUCUGCCGUAGGCUGAACUACCAUACUGCUUUAAUAUCUAUUUUAUGCUGAACUAAGUACGAAGUGUGACCCCAUCGGAUCUGUGGGGGGCUACCUUAUAAAUCCAGUUCUAGUUGUACGUUGAACUUAAGUCUGUAGUGUCCGUGAACCAAUAUCGCCUGGGAGUGAACUAAUGUGUGGGCUUCUAUUAGCGUAUAUGAAAGUCCUUAAAGCGAAAACGACUACUUCCAUCUGC
Triticum urartu is the source of this 2865-nucleotide messenger RNA. Lineage: Eukaryota; Viridiplantae; Streptophyta; Magnoliopsida; Poales; Poaceae. The record is from RefSeq and is a predicted model, not a curated record.